Xyrichtys novacula (pearly razorfish) is the source of this 2366-nucleotide messenger RNA. The record is from the annotation of a GenBank genome assembly. Lineage: Eukaryota; Metazoa; Chordata; Actinopteri; Labriformes; Labridae.
GACGACCCGGCGACGUCAGACUUGCGUGCAGUGGCCGUUACAUCACGUAGUAGCCGGCUAUUUCCUUCAUACAGUGCGUGUGUGAUCUGACCUCUCUCAAGACACGACAAGAGAUCCCCUGGAUAAUUUCUUCGCAGGCGAUUUCACCAGCAGCUCACUCCUCAAACAGGUAAGAGUUACUCCAGCCUUUGUGGUGAUGUUCAAAGUUUUGACAGCUGUUAUAACCACCGUCCUCGUCCUCAUGCUCGGUGGUGUUUCUGUUAUUUAAUAUUAGGCCUUUGAACAAAAUGUACACCGAUGGUAACAAUGUAAAAGUUUCGAUUGCACAUGGAUUUAUACAUAAUUCAAAAAUAUCAGAUUUUAAAGUUGUUUCGGCUUGUAAAGGGGUGUGACUCCUCUCUGCCCUUCAUGCGUAACCUCUAAGCACUUCAUUUGGCGUUGAACAUUGAGUAACAAACCAGCCUGGCAAGAUUAAAAACCGUGUUCACAAGGUAUCAGCAAUUUUUACCCAUAAGUGUGACACGGGACCUGAGUGAAGAGUUUCCUUAAUGAAACACGGUGUCUGCUUAAUAUGCAUGAGUCAGCAUGCUUUGCUUUGCUUUGGCGAACCAAAAUAAAACCAGAGAAUCUAACUUUAUUUAUUCUUUUCUUUUCAGUCAAAAUGUCUGAUUAUGAAGAAAAUGACUCCAAAUUCUGGCGUAAAGCAAAGGAGAACCCCUUCGUCCCAGUCGGUAAGUACAUCAUGUGUCCCUUAACGUUACAUCAUGGGGGAAAGCUAUGGGUUAUAUUACAGACUUGAUUACGGUUGUAGGAAAGUAGUUUUGUCAACUUAAAGUUUAUGUGUUUUUGUUACCCAACUUGUCACCCUCUUUUUGUUUCAGUUUUUCGGCCAUUGAUACUAAUCUGUCUUUUUUGUCCGGUGUAGGAAUGGCUGGAUUCUUUGCCAUUGUUGGAUACAGACUUCUAAAAAUGAAAAGUCGGGGUGACACUAAAAUGUCAGUCCACCUUAUUCACAUGCGUGUAGCCGCCCAGGGCUUUGUGGUUGGAGCCAUGACUCUCGGUAUGUAUUUCUGAAUGACACAUAUCGAAAUAGAUCUUGUUUUUUACUUUUGGUUUCCACUUUUGGUUUGGUCGAAAGCUGUUUAAAUACGAGUCUGGGUUUUGUCUGAUUCCUUUACAAGCAUUUUAUAAUUCCCCCUUUCAGUUUCCCUGUACUUUGUUUCUAAAGUUGUCACAAGGAAAUAUGACUUUGUAACUUAUGAUUCUUUUCUGUUUUUAGGGGUCGUAUAUACAAUGUACAGAGACUACUAUCUCAAACCCAGACAACAGGAGAAAGCAGUGGAACACAAGUAAACAUGAACUCUAGCGCUUUCAUUUUAUGGCCCUUAAUAUUACCUCAUAUUAAGGUGUAUAAAACCUUAUUCUUUAGAGAUGUGUCAUAAUUUUUGUAUGCACACGUCCCUUCACAACCUAAUGUCUACUGUACAUAUUGUAUGACUUGUUGAUUGCAGUUCCUAUCUUUUAGAUAAAGCUGUCAGUUCUGUAAUGAAAAGGAGGUACAUUGAUCAGCUGUAUUUGUACUGAGGGAACUCGGUGUGUUUGCAGUCAGAGGGUUAGUCAUUACUGGAGACAGGUGACAUGACAGAGUUUUGUUGCCUGUCAUUUGAAUAAAACUAUGAGCGCCAAGCAGUACCAGUUGGUUAAGCAAUGAUAUAAAUGGCAGUCGCAGGUAGUGUCAUCAAAUCGUCUUCUACCAGCUGUAUUUUACUUACUAAUUCAGCCCCCCCCCCCCCUUAUUUUUGCCAAAUCAAGAAGACUUACAUCUUAGGCCAUUUUUUAAAAUUAAGAUGCCGAAUAUUGUUGGGUAUGAUUCUUGAGGCUUUAACAACAUGCGUCUUAUAACCACAAAAAUUAACUCAUCGAGCAUGAGCUUGACCCACAGAAUGUUUUAAUUAGUAGAGAGUACUCUUAAUGUCUGCUGUGUUGAAGAAUAACAAAAUACAUUUUUACACAAAAAGUGUUUCAGUUUGCAGUCAUUUAAUAAAUUAACUCUAAACACCAUGUCCUAUGAUCAUUUUAUUAUCAUGCUGUCAUAAGGCUCCAGGGUCCAAAGUUUCAUCACAUUAGCUUCAAAUCCAAAUGAGAUGUGCAAACUGACGUUCACCUGCCAGCUGUGCAAUGUAAAUAUCAGCAAAUCUUGUGAUCUGCUAAAAUAUUUGCCUUUUUAAGUUAUUCACAAAGUUAAGUUGAGUUGUGUGGAUAUACAGAGAAAUAUUUUUGAAGGUUUUUAAGUUUUUCUUUGGAAAUAAAAUGUACUUGUCUUGUUCUGAAAAUGUGUUGAAUAAACUUUUAGAAACCUCUCCCAA